Messenger RNA from Tuber aestivum (summer truffle), 3974 nucleotides. The record is from the annotation of a GenBank genome assembly. NCBI's taxonomy places the organism in Eukaryota, Fungi, Ascomycota, Pezizomycetes, Pezizales, Tuberaceae.
GCGCUCCAGUCCCUUCUUCAUUUCAUCUACAAGUACUCGAGUACUCGUACAGUCUCACCUCGCUAUCCUGGAUGGCCAAAAUCCGAGGAAUUUGUCUGGUACAGCGAGGGAUUCGGGACAGCGGGUGAGGUUUUGGUGGAACGAAACCCCGAGUUCACCGAGAUUCAUACGGGACAGCGAGGUAUCCGGAUUAUCGAAAUGCGGGACUGCGAGGUGUGACUAUACUGGCGCUACUGGAUACCUCUGCUCGAGUACCGGCACCUACGAGUACUUAAAGUUCCCUCUUCUUGCUUUUGCCUUCGCUUCGCUCAUUGUGGCGCGUUGGUUCAGCUAGGAACCUACCUGUUCCAGAAAGAGUUUCCUUGGUUGUCACUUAAUUUCAAUUAUAAGGUUGCAGUAGCGCGUUUUGAUUUAAGGUCAUCUACGAGUACUUGUGCCCAGGUAAGUUACUGAGUAUCUAUUCGGGAGUGGACCAAGAUCCAAGUCUCAGGAGAAAGCCCCUUUUCUCGUGGAUGCCAGUUGUACUAGAGUACUCGUCCCGCAUGCCACUCGAGUACUCACCAGGACUAUCACCGUUCCUGUCAAGAACCCGUUCCGACCUAACUCGAAAAAGUGUUUCCCCUGGUCGAGGUCUUGAGUGGAACUGCCAGAUUUGGCGCCAAGAAUAGUGUUACGGUACUGUACUUGUUCAUACCCCAAUUUCCCCAAUUCUGCAAAUUUGCCCCAGAAUCCCCUAUCUGGGGCUGACUGCCACUACUUGUAUAGUACAAACCUGGAACAGCAGACAGUGUUCUGCUACCGAGGUACUCGUCAUGGGCGCCGGUACCAAGUACUCGAGUACUGUACCUGAUAUUGUUGACACACACGGGGAAGGUCUCUGCCACCCACAACCGUGUGGAAAUUGUCCGAUUUUCAUCCAGUGUCACAACCUUUUUCCGGUAACCCUUGCUCGAACAUUGCAAUUUUGUUACUCGGGUGUAGAUUCACUCGUGCGGACUGCUCAUCGGGAUUAUAAGAUAUGCUAUCGGGGUCGAUGGCAGUCAAUUACCGGUACCGUACUUUUUAUGUCACAUGUACCAACGCCCCGAACCUGCGUGACAAAUGAGCGGGCGUCGACGCAGGUCCUUCUUCUUCCAGGGGCAAUAUUUCACCUGGUCGAGUUGUGGUUGGGGACAGGACAGUGCCACCUCUCUCACCUCUCGGCCUACCGGUAGCCCAACCUUCGGGCAUCAUCAUCCCACGUCCGUUCUGGAGCACCAGUACUGUAGAGGAUUUUUCGCCGACACAAGAUUCUCUCGAUCAGAAACGGUAACCCUCUGUUUUAGGUAUGAGAUACUGGUACUCGAGUACGGGUACAUCACAACCCACGCAUCUCCCGCUUCUUGGCUGGUUUGGGACAGAUGGCCCGUGUCAAGCGCCACUCCAACCUCCUCGCCGUUUGUUCACGGAGGCAUACCGUACUCUCGUCCUCGAUGGCAGCGGCUACGAGUACACUGUCGGCCAGGGUCAGUGCCGUACCCACCGGAAAUUACCGUUCUAUAGCCAAGAGACGCUUUCGGACCCUUGUCACUUAUCCUGGCGCUUUCAUAGGCUGCUUGCCAUGGUCAACGGCUUAUACUGUGCUCGAAUACUCCUAUAGUCACCACCCCCUUUGUCCUUCCCGCCCUGCCAACCGUAUAUGAGCAGGCUUCCCCCCUGGUGCAAACUUCCCCUUACCGUCCUUCUUGUACCAUCGUCCCUUGUUACGAUCCCAGCUUCAGUUCCCGUAUUCCCUUUCAAGAUUUCGUUUUAGUUGCCUUCGAGCUUUCGCGACAAUUAAGUGGAGGGGAUCCCUAUCUUUUGUCGGUGACCAUCCAAGCUCGACCACGAUGGCUCGCUCCCACAGUUUUGUCGUUGGGGGCUUCCUUGUCCUGUCUGUUAUGCUUAGCUCCACUACUGCGGAAUCGAAAUGCGAAACGGGGAUGGUGAUCAACUCGAUCGCAUACUGCAAUCGCGUUGAGAGUCUUGGAUAUAACAACAUCGGACAUACGGGUGACUACCAAGAUGUCACAGGCAUGGAUAAGCAGUCUUGCAAAUGUACCUACACUCCGAAGAAGUUUUCUGGACCUGGUGCUCCUAUAAAUGAACCGGUAAGCACCGAAAACUAAAACUAUCUUUCUUUACACGACGUUAACCUGGGUCAGUUUUCUGUUCACUUCCGUGGCCCUCUUGGCUUGAAACAGUAUGCCUACUAUACCACUGAUAACAAGAAGUCCAAACGUUCAGAGGAGCACCUGCGGCGUCAUGCCCACGGCCACAAUCACAGGCGCGUGGCUGAGCCAGCUUUGGAAGUUGUUACCGAGUAUGCUACUACUUACAAGACAGUCGAUGCCGAGGUCACUGCGACCCCCGCGGCGAACAAUGUCAAGAAUAAUGGUCCAUCCACUUCGGUUGGCCCACCACCCGCCGUCGUCAAGCCCGAUACCGGCCCUAAGCCGGAUGACACCGAUUCUGCUAGCGGAACAUUCAGUCGCCAGGCGUACUACAAUGCUGAGCUACGUACAUCAGAAGGCCUUGUUUUCAUGAAUCAUUAUGGUGGACAGGGAUCCGGCGAUUUCGACAUGUGAGUUUGCUUCUUGGAUUCUGGUUAAUAAGUCUACUAAUAUUGAACAGGGAUUGCUUUGGGCAGUCAAUUUCCUAUGCUAACAAAGACAACACCGGCGGCUCCUCCAAGCCAGAGACUCUGGAUGAUAUCAUUCUCGCCUCUGGCAGUGAAGUUAUAAUCUUCUCCGAUAAGAAGUGUGCCGAAAAUGACUGUGGGUUCUACAGGCCCGGAAUCCCAGCCUAUCGUAUGUUAAGUCCAGCACCAUUGCAUAACCCAUUACUUACGCGUGAACAGAUGGCUUUGGAGGAGACAUGAGAGUAUUCGCUUUCGAAUUUAUCAUGCCCCGCGACAAGGGAGAUGUCAGUGGAAAGGGCGCUCAUGAUGUUCCGGCUCUGUGGCUCUUGAACGAUAAGAUCGCCCGAGUUGCACAAUAUGGGAUCAAGAGUGGUCCCUGCUCUUGUUGGCCGGAUUGUGGCGAGUUUGAUAUCUUCGAGGCUCUUCCCGGGAAUCCCACAGCUGGACAGUCCGCCGUCGACAUGAUCAAGACCCAUCUACACUGCGCGCAGGGUGGAAAAUCUGGCGGUGGCGGUAACAAAGACUUCUUCGAUCGCCCUCUCCACUCAACCAUGAAGCUUGCUGCAAUCUUUACCGGCGAGUAUGCCUUCAUAACUAGGCUUCCCGAUGACACCAACUUCGGCAAGACCUUUAGCGCCAAUCUCAUCGCCGAGGCCAAGAAAACCAAAUCCAUGUUCAAGAUCCCAAGUUGAUUCCUGCUUAAUUAUAGAAUAUACUCGCGUCAGCUAGUCGUGGUAACAACAAGCACAUGGCGUUCAUUAAUUGUUUUGAUUGUUUAUUUUACUACUGUAAUUUCCUUAUAUCCUUCUACUUGCUAUCUUCUUGCUACGCGAAUACCCUGUGGUGCAGAGCGAAUAGGAUUGCAAUGAGUGUUCGUGAUCCUAUCAUGGAAUUAGCGAAAAACCUGCUUCUGAUGUCCAGGUUACUCGUCGAUAGGAAUGUUUGUUUUUGUUGCUUCGUGUGUGGCAUUUCGGCAGAUAUGGUUACCGCAAUCAGUAUGCUUACAUGGGAGUACUUUAAGAACUCAAAUAAUAAAUCCUACUGUAAAGGGGUUAGUUAAUGGUAAGAGGUGGGGAUUCCGGUGCAAUGGAUGUUAAUAAAAUCUAAGGAGCUGUUGGGGAACCAUGGUUUGUAAGGUAUAAUGUGUUUGUCUCCACAAAGUUUGUAAGGUGAAAGUUUUGUACCUUAUAAACUGUUACUUGAAAGUUUCUUAAAGGUUUGUAUGAUAGGAAAAGGAUUCACCUUACUAACCUGUAAACUAGAGGGUUAGUAUGUUCAUAAAAUUAAUAAUGCAUUCACCGUACUUUGAAUUAAA